This is a messenger RNA of Limanda limanda (common dab), 2262 nucleotides long. Its product is annotated as raftlin-like. The transcript has 10 exons. The record is from RefSeq and is a predicted model, not a curated record. Lineage: Eukaryota; Metazoa; Chordata; Actinopteri; Pleuronectiformes; Pleuronectidae. The coding region runs from base 136 to 2262 and encodes 708 amino acids.
UGUGUUUCCUCCUCCAUCCUUCCCAGUAGAAUGCGAUCCUCCGCUGGGAGCUCUGGUCCAGCUGCUGCUUCCGAGCUGUGAACUUACAUCUCCAACCAGGGUCGGUGCUCAGAGCGACUCACACGCCGUGGCGCCAUGGGCUGCGGGCUGCGCAAGAUGAAGCCGACGUCGGAGGAGAACAGUCCGGGGAAGAUCUACUCCACCCUGAAGAGGCCGCAGGUGGAGACCAAGGUGGGCGUGGCCUACACCUACCGCUACCUGGACUUCCUCAUCGGCAAAGACGGCGGGACGUCCACUCUGCACCUCUCGUCCGUGCGGGAGCUGCCAUGUCAGCUGCAGGAGCUCUACCAGCAGGGCUUCGUCCUGGCAGCCGUUCACCCGUUCGUCCAUCCCUGUGGACCGGAGUCCAACAGCCCCCCCCACCAGCUCUACCGGGCCAUACUGGUCCGACUCAACGACGGGGCGGAGAGGAGCCAGCCGGCGUGCCCACCGUACAAGCUGCAGCUGGAGGAGUGUCUGACUGCCGGGCAGGUGCCCACCCCCGAGCUCAUCCAGGGCUACGUCAAGAAGCAGAUCCAGGAUGCCGCUGACCAGGGGGUGAAGUUCAUCGGAUUCGUCCAGGAGCCGUACGGGGCCCCAUGCACCUCCAUCAGAGAACCAGACACCCCCUCCCUCUCGCUGCACUCCAGCCCCAGCUCGCUGCUCGGCUCCCUGGGCAGCCGCAGCCCCUCCGACCCCUCCGACCCCUCCGACCCCUCCAACCCCUCCAGUCCCACAAACCACGCGGAACCCGGAGCUGAGGCCAAAGCGGCCGCGGAUAAAGAGGGAGGCGGUGGGGAACCCUCGUGCGCGGCCCUGGAGGGAGCGCCGGGCGGGGCGGAGAAGAAUCACAGCCAGAACACUGGGAACCACUCGGGGAGCCGGGUGGGGGGGGAGGUGUCAGAGCUGGACGUGGAGCUGACGGAGGAGAACUCGCCGUGUCACAAUAACAACAAAGACGCCGGCACGGAGACAAAGGAGCGGCCGAGGUACCGGCAGCGGAGGGGCGACGGGGCGGAGCUACUGGCUCUGUACAACCACCCCCCCGUGCGAGAGGGCCAGGUGAAGUACUACACCGUCAAGGUGCCGCUCCGCGUCCAGAACUGUGACGAGGGCGUGAAGGGCGUGGAGGCCAACUGGCUCGACCACAUGACUCAGCACUUCAACAACGGAGCCUCGCUGGUGGAUGGAUACUUCCACCUGGGCAACGUGAACAAUCUGCUGCCGAAGUCGGUGGAGAGCGUGUUCAUCUUCCAGGAGGCGAGCGAGGGCGAGCAGAACGCCGCGGCUCAGACGUACGACGCCAUCGUGGUGGAGCAGUGGACCGUCAUCGAUGGUCUGCAGGUGAAGGCUGAUUAUGUUCCCCUGCUGCAGUCGCUCGCUACGUACGGAUGGAGACUCACGUGUGUGCUGCCAACUCCUGUAAUCAAGACCAACAGUGAUGGAAGUCUGUCCACCAAACAGAUCGUGUUCCUGCAGAGACCCGUGUUGGGACGGAAGAGGAGAGAAUCCAAGAAACUGAUCUUCAAGCCCCGAAGCAAGUCCAACAAGAACUGCAUCAAAGACACGGCGAAGAACAAGAAGAAAACAAAAAGCGAGAAAGAUGCAGAGGAUCCUAAGAUUAUUGACGACGGAGAGAAGGCUGAGAGAGAGGAGGAGGAGAAGAGCAUGGAGGAAGGGGAGGAAGGGGAGGAAGGGGAGGAAGGGGAGGACACGACGUACGGAGAUGAGGUGAGAGAAAGUGGGACACUGGAAGAAAGGGAAUCGAGGUGUGAAGAAGACGGACAGAUUGAUGACGGGAUCGAGAUCAACGUAGAGACUGUAGAAAAGAAAGAUGGAGGAACGGAGACGAAAGACAAAGGAGCAGGAAACGGCUCCGAAGAAGGAGAAGAAGAGAAAAUAACAUUGAAUGGAGAAGGAUCAGAAGAGGAUGGAGAGCCUUUAGAAAAGAGAGACGUGCGGGAAGUGGCAGAAACUGUCGCGACUGUGGAAACAGAGAACGAGACCAAAGAACCCGAGGACACGGGCGCAGCCGAGGUCGAAGCCGUGAUGGAAAACGGCGUGGAGGCGGAGGAGGAGGGGCGAGGCGAGGGCGAGGGGGGGGGCGAGGGCAAGGCCAUCAAACGCAACAAGGCGGAGGAACAGGCCGGGGUGGAGGUCAGCGGCAAGGAGGUCGUGGCAGAUUCGCUGACCAAUCAGAGCCCGGAGGAAACUCAAGAGUAG